Daldinia childiae is the source of this 669-nucleotide messenger RNA. Its product is annotated as bzip transcription factor. Lineage: Eukaryota; Fungi; Ascomycota; Sordariomycetes; Xylariales; Hypoxylaceae. The record is from RefSeq and is a predicted model, not a curated record. Gene Ontology annotation, molecular function: DNA-binding transcription factor activity, RNA polymerase II-specific; RNA polymerase II cis-regulatory region sequence-specific DNA binding. The coding region runs from base 1 to 669 and encodes 222 amino acids. The transcript has a single exon. Gene Ontology annotation, biological process: regulation of transcription by RNA polymerase II.
AUGGAAAUAGAAUUCAUAGACAGUUCACUGGGGUUCGAGAAAACAUCCAAUACGGAUGGCCUGCUCAUCGGGCAAAACAGCCCUGCAGAUAUAGGCUACAGUGUCAGCCCCAAUAUAAUCAAAUACUUGACAUUACCCAUGGACCCCGAUUGUCAGCAAAUGGGGUUAGCCCGGGAAGAUCGCAACGAUACGAUCCAGAGACCACAUUUUAGAAACAGCAACGAAAAGCGCGAGGACGAUAUGGUCUUCAAAGGAGACACUACAAACCCAAUUGGAUCGCAUAGCCGCCGGUCAUCGCGAUCAAGUAAUAAGCCAACUAGCGAUGAGUCUGGGGUCGAAAAACGUCAGCGAAACCGUGUAGCUGCGACAAAAUGUCGAAAGAAACAGAAGUUGGAAAAUUCGGAGCUACAAGAAAGGGCGCGGGUUAUGAGCGAGCAGCAUGACUACCUCAUCGCACACAAAGCUUCCCUCGAGUUGGAGAUGAUUAACCUAAAGAACGAACUCCUGCUCCAUGGAAGCUGUGGCUGCGAGACUAUCACCGAUUACCUGAUGCAAGCCGCGAGGAGGUUUGUUAGAGGACGCGAUGAAGGGACUCAGAGCAGGGAGAAUGCAGAAGAACUACAUGAGCAACUAUCUUAUACUGCUGCUCGUGAAGCUUGUAUGCUAUGA